Molecule: messenger RNA, 306 nt
Organism: Protopolystoma xenopodis
Lineage: Eukaryota; Metazoa; Platyhelminthes; Monogenea; Polystomatidea; Polystomatidae
Source: the annotation of a GenBank genome assembly
AUGCUGACGCUGUAUUUUGGGUCGCUGGCUUCACGAACCAGUUCAAGUUGUCUUAACGCCGAAAAUGUUACGUUGUCUUGCGUCGAGACGGUUGUCGAGACGGCAGACAGCCUCGACAACAGCGGAAGGCUCUGCGACGUCGUGAAAGUGAACAGUUGCCAAGGCAUGCCGGUCUCCUCAGCUCUGGCCCGGUACAGCCGACGCAGUCUGCAAGGCAGGCAUGCCUCCGGCACGAUCGUGCGUCUGUCGCUGUCUCUCAGUGAGUGCAUGUCUGCGGACGAGUCUGCUCAUCGCCUCUUCUCGUAG